GGAGAGGUGAAGACAGGUGCGGCUUCAAGAUGAAUCGACUUGUGGUUAUCGUUGCGACACUCUUUGUCCCCACUGCAUACAGUGCUGCAGGUGGUUUGUGGUGUUACCAUGAUCCUAGUUGUGAUGACACCACUUGGUCCACCAUUGCCAGUGAACAUUGCAAUGGAUCCCGUCAGUCUCCCAUCAACAUCGUCUCUGCAUCGGCAGUGGGCGACACAACCCUGACUGCCUUCACCUUCACCAAAUACGGAGACAACUCUACAAUGAAGACUAUCAAGAACACAGGCAACACUGUCAAAGUGGAGCUUAUGAGUGGCGUCCAGGUUGCAGGUGGGGCCCUGUUUGAGGCCUAUGACAGCCUGCAGUUUCACCUCCACUGGGGCAACGGUACCUCAGUCCCUGGGUCGGAGCACACAGUGGAUGGAACCCGCUACCCCAUGGAGUUGCACAUAGUAAAUGCCAAGUCUUCGCACAACGGUAACACGACCUCGGCCAUUGCAGACAGCACGGGACUCGCUGCUCUUGGCUUCUUCAUAGAGGCCAUGCCGGGUAAUGCAACUGGUUCACCAGCAGCCUGGAAUACUCUGACAUCCUACUUGGCCAACAUCACACUAAAAGAUGAGCAUGUAAACAUUACUCAUGCUAUUUCAUUGGAUGAGCUCCUGGAAGGGGUGGACCGUACCAAAUACUACCGUUACCUUGGCUCCCUGACCACUCCAAAUUGCAAUGAGGCUGUGGUUUGGACCGUGUUCAAGGACCCUAUCAAAGUCAGCAAGGACUUGAUUGAUCUGUUCAGCACAACAGUGCACAUUGACCACAACACCACCUCUGCCUUGAUGACCAACACCUUCAGGAACAUCCAGCCUGUCAACGACUGGGUGGUGACAACCCAGGGCCGCACAGCGUCGGGAGCCUCCACAACGUGCUCCUCUCUGGGCCUUAUGGCCCUGGCCUGCAUGCUGCUGAGGGUUUAGUGUCGGAAAGUAACGCCUCACCUGAAGUGCACUUCCAUAUCUCCAUGAACCCUCAAGCUACCAACAUAUAUAUCUUACAUCGAUUACCAAAAGGGGUCAUCUUGACCCCAAGGAGAAACUAUUGGAAAAAGCAACAAUCAUAGCGAAAUGUGUUAACUUAUUUAUCUUCAAAACAGAAUUAUUUAUAAAUGUAAUUAAUGUUAUCUGAAAUAAAAUGACCUAAACCGACUGUUAUUUUAGCAAAAAUAAAAAAUACAUGUGUCCUUUA
Molecule: messenger RNA, 1242 nt
Organism: Coregonus clupeaformis (lake whitefish)
Lineage: Eukaryota; Metazoa; Chordata; Actinopteri; Salmoniformes; Salmonidae
Product: carbonic anhydrase 4-like
Exons: 9
Coding region: 30-974 (314 amino acids)
Cellular component (GO): plasma membrane
Molecular function (GO): zinc ion binding; carbonate dehydratase activity
Source: RefSeq, a predicted model, not a curated record